Messenger RNA from Pectinophora gossypiella (pink bollworm), 11404 nucleotides. It is a transcript of the gene LanA, whose product is annotated as laminin subunit alpha. The coding region runs from base 12 to 11072 and encodes 3686 amino acids. Gene Ontology annotation, molecular function: protein binding. The record is from RefSeq and is a predicted model, not a curated record. Gene Ontology annotation, cellular component: basement membrane. Gene Ontology annotation, biological process: cell adhesion; axon guidance. The transcript has 62 exons. Lineage: Eukaryota; Metazoa; Arthropoda; Insecta; Lepidoptera; Gelechiidae.
GCGCGCGCACGAUGCGGCGGCUCGCGUGGCUAUUACUAUUGACGUGCGCACGCGCAGAGAUCCUCACGCCGCCGUACUUCAACUUGGCUUUAGGAAAAAAGGUGACAGCCACAGCGACCUGCGGCGAUGAAGGACCCGAGCUCUACUGCAAACUGGUCGGCGCGAACGCCGAUCACGACGAACACGUGAUACAGGGACAGGUUUGCGAUAUUUGCGACUCGACAAAUGAAGCGAAGAAACACCCUCCAGAGUACGCGGUGGACGGCAUGGGAACCUGGUGGCAGUCCCCCCCACUCUCAAGGGGGAUGAAGUACAAUGAAGUCAACCUCACCAUCGACUUGGGUCAGGAGUUCCAUGUGGCAUACGUGUUCGUGCGUAUGGGCAACUCUCCGCGCCCCGGACUGUGGGCGCUGGAGAAAUCCACCGACUACGGGAAAACCUUCAAACCCUGGCAAUAUUUCUCCGAUUCACCUCAGGAUUGCGAGCGAUACUUCGGCAAGGAGAGUCUGCAGCCGAUCACCAGAGACGACUCUGUCAUCUGCAGCACCGAGUACUCCAAAAUCGUGCCCCUAGAGGGGGGAGAGAUCCCAAUAUCCCUGCUAACAUACCGACCGUCGGCGUACAACUACUUCAACUCGUCGGUACUACAAGAAUGGACGCGCGCAACCAACGUGCGCCUGCGCCUGCUGCGAACUAAGAACCUGCUAGGACAUCUCAUGUCCGUCGCCCGGCAAGAUCCCACGGUCACAAGACGGUACUUCUACAGCAUCAAGGACAUAAGUAUCGGGGGUCGCUGCAUGUGCAACGGUCACGCCGACACCUGCGGGCCCACUGCUCCAGAGAGUGAGAGCAAUAUACUGGCUUGCAGCUGCCAGCACAAUACCUGCGGCCCACAGUGUGCACAGUGCUGCCCCGGCUUCGAGCAGAAGAAGUGGAGGAUCUCGCAGAACUGGAACCGAUUUGAGUGCGAACCGUGCAACUGCCACAAUCACACGACGGAAUGCAUCUACGACCCAGAAGUGGAUGAGAAGCGUCUCUCGCUGGACAUCCGCGGCCGUUACGAGGGUGGCGGCGUCUGCCAGAACUGUCAGCAUAACACUGAGGGAAUCAACUGCAAUAAAUGCAAGCCAACGUACUACCGUCCGUACGGCAAGCAAUGGGGAGAGAUCGAUGUGUGCCAGCCGUGUAAUUGCAACCUUCACUAUUCCACGGGUAACUGCGGCGAGGAGUUCGGCCAGUGUGAGUGUCGGCCCGAGUUCAACCCGCCGAACUGCGACUCCUGCGCAUACGGCUACUUCGACUACCCCAACUGCAAGCCUUGCACAUGCAACCUCAACGGGACAGAAGGCGAACACUGCACGCCUACUGAUGGAGUGUGUCCCUGCAAAUACAACUACGACGGGAAAUCCUGUGAAAUGUGCCGCGAUGGAUAUUAUUCGCCAGAGUGCAAAAAUUGCGAGUGUAACCUGGUGGGGUCCGCUUCGAGCGUGUGCGACAAGGUAUCUGGGAACUGCACAUGCAAGAGUAAAUACGCCGGCAGGACGUGCAACCAGUGCGAGGCAGGAUACUACAACUACCCUACUUGCAAACAUUGCAACUGCGACACCAGCGGGACCCAGGCGAGUAUAUGCGAUGACGUCACUGGUCAGUGUAUCUGCAAGGAAGGCUUCGGAGGAUCGCGAUGUGAUCAGUGUAUAUCUGGCUACUAUAUGGAGGUCCGUGGUCGCGAGCGUCUCUGCGUACCCUGCAACUGCUCGCCGACCGGGUCGACGUCCACCAGCUGCUCCGCUGACGGCAAGUGCAACUGCCUGGUUAACUUCGGAGGCAAGCAGUGCGACCAAUGCUCACCAGGCUACUACAAGUUCCCCGAGUGUUUGUCAUGCAACUGCGACGUGUCAGGCUCCUUGGGGUCAACCUGCGAGGACAAUGGUCAAUGCCACUGCCGACCAAACUUCGACGGCCCAAAGUGCGACCGGUGCAAGGAACAGUUCUACAACUACCCCGCCUGCGAGGAGUGCAACUGUGACCCUAGAGGCGUCAUCGCUACGUUUUCUGGGUGUGGGUCCGUGCCCGCGGGAGAACUGUGCCAGUGCAAGGACCGAGUCCAGGGUCGCAUCUGCAACGACUGCAAGCCGCUCUUCUGGAACCUGCAGGAGUAUAACCCACUUGGCUGCGAAGAAUGUAACUGCCACCUAGCGGGCACGUUGGGCGGACUCGGAGCGUGCGAUACUCGCUCAGGACAAUGUACGUGCAAGCUGCACGUGGGCGAACGUGCGUGCGACCAGUGCCAAGAUGGCUUCUACCGGCUAGAGAACAACAACGUCUUCGGGUGUACUGAGUGUGACUGCGAUAUCGGGGGUUCCAUCGACAAUAACUGUGACAAGACGACCGGACAAUGCCGCUGCCACUCCAGGGUGGAAGGCAGGCGCUGUGACCGGCCCAUCCGCGCCCACUACUUCCCCACACUCCACCAAUUCCAAUACGAGGUGGAGGAGGGCCUCACUCAGUCCGGCCCUGUGCGCUACAGGAACUCUGAUGAAGCAUUCCCUGGAUACUCGUGGAAAGGAUACGUUGUCUUCUCUAUGCUGCAGAACGAAGUGAUCAACGUGGUGCACAUAUCCAAGUCCUCGCUGUACCGCAUGGUGCUGAAGUAUGCCAACAAACUGCACGACCCUGUCACCGCCACCAUCACCAUCACACCAGAAAGUGUGGCUGAUAUUCAGCAGACAUUCAACGUGUACCUCCGUCCGACGGUGUUGCCGCAGCUGAUCACGGUGGCUGGAGACAAGGGCAUAGCCCCCGCGCCCUUCGUCAUGAACCCUGGCAACUGGACCGUCACCAUCAAGACCAAUAAGGAGAUCAUGAUUGACUACUUCGUGCUGAUCCCAGAAGCGUACUAUGAGGCGACUGUGCUGACGAAGGUGGUGGACAAGCCAUGCGUGGUGGGCGACCAAGCUCUCUGCCGCCAGUUUGCGUACCCCAGCUUGAGUGGUCACCCCGUCGCUGAUGUCUCCGGACUUGAGACAAGCGUCAGCUCCUUCGUCGACGAUGAGGAGCAACUCAAAGAACUGAACGCCGAAGUGACAGACAUCCCUUUGCUGAACGCGGAUCAAUCAGAACUGCAAUACAACAUCAAGAUAGACCCGAGUGGCCCUUACAUACUCCUCGUGGAAUACGUCACUCCUAUUAACAGAUCCUUGGAUAUCAACGAAGUGGACUCAAACUGGACCACAACGUACGCUCCUAAGGGCUCGGUGACUCUAAGGUUCAAGUCAGGAGACUAUCCUGAGACCGUAGCUCUGGUGAACCUGAAUGAGUGUCCGUAUACCUCACCGUGCAGACAGGCCGUGGUAGACGAUCUGUCAAAGAUCUUCGUCUUCAAUGUGCAAGCGCCGAAUAAUGUUAUUUACUUGGAUGGUGAGCCAGACACGUUAACGGGUAUCAAGUCAGUGACAGCUGUGCCUGAGUCGGAGUGGCAUUUGGACUACAUCACACCGCGACCCUAUUGCCUGCGACGCAACGGCAAAUGUGACCCCGCCGUCUUCUCUGCUGCUGUCGACUCUAAGAAGGUGGAGAUAGAAUCCGGCACGGGCGGCGACCGGGAGACCAGGCCGCCCAUCCUGGACAACUCCACCGUGGUCGUCUACCUGGCGCCGCAAUCCGAGCCCAUCAGGUUGGAGUCCAAGGUGCCCGCUCCAGGGGAUUACAUGUUCCUGCUGCAUUACUACCAGCCUGAUCAUCCUGAGAGCAGCAUCGACGCGACAAUAAACCUGGAUGGACAGCGACAAUUCGAGACUAAAGUAUCCGUGGAACACUGCCCGUCCAACUCCGGGUGCAGAGCCCUCAUCAAACUGGCUGAUGGAAACCCAAGGUUCGCCGUCAACGAGAACUUCACACUCACAUUCAAUGGCAACUCGAGCAAAGGCGUGUGGAUGGACUAUGUGCUGGUGAUAGCGAACGAGGACUACGUCGACUCAGCGCUGAAGGAAGCCAACAUGUUGGACUAUACACGAGAGUUCAUCGACAAGUGCGCUGCCAACCAGUAUUACGUCGCUCCUAAUGAGACUGGGUUCUGCAGAGACGCAGUAUUCUCUAUAACGGCGGAGUACAACAGUGGGACGUUGCGUUGUUUCUGCGAUGUGGAGGGGUCCACGGACCUGGAAUGUGAGACCUUCGGCGGCCAGUGUCGGUGCCGGCCCAACGUCAUCGGCCGCACCUGCAGCGCUUGCCGCACCGGAUACUACGGCUUCCCCAACUGCAGGCCAUGUAACUGCCCGUCUACUGCUAUUUGCGAUGAUGAUGGUCGUUGCAUCUGCCCGAAAAACGUGGAGGGAGAGAACUGCGAUCAUUGCAAGCCGUUCACGUUCAACUUUGACGAGCUGCGCGGCUGCGACGACUGCAACUGCAACCCGCUGGGCGUGCUCGACAACCAGCUGCAGUGCGAGGCCGACAGCGGAAACUGCGCGUGUAAGGAGAACGUGAUAGGCCGUAUGUGCGACCAUUGCGUGCCGGGCCACUACGCGUUCCCAGACUGCGUGCGUUGUUCGUGCGAGGUUGACGGGACUACCGAAGACGUGUGCGACCAGAACACGGCCCAGUGCUACUGCAAGAAGCAUGUCCGUGGCCAAGCGUGCAACCUCUGCAGGGAGGAAUACUUCAAUCUCCAGUCUGACAAUCCUGAUGGCUGUACAAAAUGCUACUGCUUUGGGAAGACAACUAGAUGCGCCAGCUCUUACUUGUACUGGGCUGAGAUCAACGGUAUGACUGACUGGUACUUGGCCAACAUCGAAGUCAACCGGACGCUGAACAUCUUCCCGCAUUCCACGCCGAGCCUGCUCAACGACACAGUCAUUGGAGCCGAGCUUGGAGAUAGCGACGAGAACCAAAAGAUCGUCUACUUCGGAGCUCCAGACUAUUACUUCGGAAAACGCCUGACGACCUACGGCGGCUAUCUCACCUACUCAAUCUUCUAUACGACUCGCAUGGACAGCCACGCCGUCGCUGCUCCUGACGUCAUCAUCGGGGGAUCCAACGGCUACAUUGUCCACAAUAGUAUCGAGCAGCCCCCAGCACAGGACAACUGGAUGCAUAGUGUACGGAUCUCAGAAGAAGAGUUUACGAACCUCGAUGGCACACCAGUAACUAGGGACCAGUUCAUGAACAUCCUCGUUAACGUUACCAGCAUUUACAUCAGAGCUACGUAUGAAGAUGAAGGUGUCACAACAAGACUUAUGUCCGUGAGCCUGGACGUGGGCGUCGAAGACUACUCUGAAGGAGCCAAGCAGGCGACAUCAGUGGAACAGUGUCAAUGCCCCAGUGCGUACAGAGGGUACUCGUGCGAGCAAUGCGCUGAGGGUUACUACCGACUCAGUUCAGGGCCCCACGCUGGUUUCUGCGUGCCCUGCCAGUGCAACGGACAUUCCAAUGAGUGUGACGUCAAUACUGGGAUCUGUCUGGACUGUCAAGAUAACACGAUGGGCGACCAUUGCGAGCAAUGUAUUCCUGGUUACCAUGGCGACGCCUCAGUCGGGACCCCACGGGAUUGCCUUAUCUGCGCAUGCCCUAUACCUUACGCCGUCAACAAUUUUGCGAUAGGUUGUGAUCUAAGCGAGAAUGGUUCGCUGAUAUCUUGCGACUGCAAGCCAGGGUACGGCGGCGCGAGGUGCGAAUUCUGUGCUACCGGCUAUUAUGGAGAACCAGAGAACAUUGGCGACUACUGCAAGCCGUGCAACUGUUCGGGUAACAUCAACAUCAACGACCCUGGCUCCUGUGACAGCCACACUGGUGACUGCCUCAAGUGCGUCAACAACACUGCUGGCGCCGCCUGCAACCUCUGCGCCCCUGGCUUCUUCGGUGACGCUAUCUUCUCCAAAAAUUGUACAGCCUGUAUCUGCGAUGAGUUUGGGAUGGACCGCUGCGAUUCGACAACAGGCACUUGUGUGUGCCGGCCCGGCGUCAUUGGUGAGAAGUGCGACCGAUGCGCCCCCGACCACUGGGGGCUGAGCAGCGGACAGGGGUGCACGCCAUGCGACUGCGGUUUAGCCUCCGAUUCUACACAGUGCGAUGAUAACAACGGCCAGUGCAGAUGCGCAAAAGGCGUAACAGGAAGACAUUGCGACCAGUGUGCAGCUGGUUACUGGAACUACACGAAGGAAGGAUGCGAUCAUUGCAACUGCAAUACGGGAUACUCGGUCGGAUUUAUGUGCAACGCCACGGGACAGUGCGAGUGUCUUCCAGGUGUUAUUGGAGAGAAGUGUGACAGAUGCCCGGAGAGGUGGGUGCUGAUCCCCCACCAGGGUUGCGAGUCCUGCGAUUCCUGCACAGAUGCCCUACUGUUCACAGUCCAGGACAUGCGGGAUCUGCUUAUCAACGAGACCCAAGACUUCAAGGACAAAGCGGACUCGUUCUUCACGACCCAGCGUCUGAACUACAUCUCCAACCAGACCCAGGAGUUGAGACCAAAGGUGGCAGAGCUAAAGAACGUCGAUGAUGCCGAAGCCUCAUCCGCCGUCAAAGCUUUGGAAACCAGCGCCAAGAAUUUGCUCAGAUCGGCGGAAUUCGCAGCAACCGACAGUGACAAACAGAUCGGCAGGGCAGCAGAACUGGCCAAGGCUGCAGAUCAGACCCUGGCGUCAGUUCGGGAACACAGCGGCAAAGCCAAGGAUGUGGUCGCUCACGUGGCAGACCUCGCUACUGGACUGGAGCUCAGCCAACAGCCGAAGGUCGAUAGCGCCUUGACAGAAGCCACACAAAUUAACAGCGAUAUUGCUGCUAAGGACCUGAAACCAAAAGAAGAACAUUCGUUCAACGCUUUCGCAAACGCAACCGCACAAAUUGAACGAAUGAACGUUUUUGUACAGCCUGUCAAUGAUCAAGCUAAGAAAUUCGAGAGUCUGAUGAAUGCGACGCAAGAAUUGAAGAAUAAGUUGGAAGAGAUGCUCGACUACAUUGACCUGGCGCAACAUAAGGCCACCGAUGCCGACAGACUCAAUGCCAAUAACAAAGAAUCCAAAUUCGGCAACAAGGUCGCAUCAGUGACGAAGCUCAACGGAGCGGCAAUGAAGGAUCUGAUUGACGCAGCUCUAGACAUCAGCAACGCAACAUUGUACAACAACCUCGCUUCAGCCAUCGUCAAAAACUCCACCAAAGCGCUAGAAGAAAACAACAAUGCUAACAAUGACAUGGAAGAGAGGUUGGCCAGGAUCGCCGAGGAACUCCCGCAGUUAAAGAAUGUUACCGACGAGGCUUUGGGGCAUGCAAGGAGUUUGAGGAAUAGGGCGGAUAAUCUCCGAGCGCUAGCCGAACGAGAGAACAACAACACAAGGACCCAGCACGCGUACAGUGCUGCAUCAGCAUACUCCUCUAUCGUCCAGGAGAUCGGAGAUGCCAAACGAGCUGGAGAUGAGGCAGAAGUCGCUGUCAGCAAUGUUACUAACAUUAACGAACAACUGAAGGAGCGAGUAACUCCUGCCCGCGACCGGUCAGGCGAUCUGUUGAACAGAGCCGCUAAGGCUCUGGAUACUGUUGAGCAGCAACUGCGACCUAACUUGACUAAGGCCGAGGAAGGACUGAAGAAUGCGCAUGCCAUGCUAGGAUCCGCCGAUGACGAGGACAAUGCUAUACAACUCUCCCUCCCGAACCCCGGCCAGUUCUCCCUUGAAGAUGAAAUGGAGAAAGCGGAGAGAGUAAACGCCACAGUGAUUAUAACCCAGGACAUCAUGUCUCAGUUCGGCAACGACCUGGCCAUCAGUAAGGAGUGGGCGCAGACGCUGCCCAAGCAGGCUGACGAUACGCAGAAGAUGAUGUCCAACGUCAAUAACUUGUUAACCAACAUAAACGAAAUGAACCCGAAUAUCUCGACCACGUACCGAGCCGUGAAGAUGCGCCAGGAAGACCUGGAGAAUCAAAGAAUGGAAGCGGAUGAGAAACUUAACAAACUACGAAAUCUUAUUGAACAGGCCCGGACGGUAGCCAAUCGCAUCCAAGUAGGCGUGGACUUCGACCGUCACUCGACGCUGCAGCCGCGCCUGCCUGACUCCGUCGAUGAGAUGUCGACCUCGACACAUGUCUCCGCCUACUUCCGCACCAAGGAGAAGAACGGCUUCCUCCUCUACCUUGGCAAUCCAAUUGACACCAACCUGAGGAGGACUAAGUCUGACGACUUUAUGGUGAUCAGUAUACAAAAUGGAUAUCCUUACCUGGUAAUGGACAUAGGAGACAGCGCCGAGUCGGGAAGAGAACCUGCCAAGAUCGGCAGCGACAAAUAUGUGGCGGACAACAAGUGGUACCAGGUCAUCGUAGACAGAGUCGGUCGCAAUGUGAAGCUCUCAAUCCGCGAGAGUUUAGACAACGGUACAGAGUACACCCACUCCAAGGAAGCCGUCUUGCCCGGACAACACACCAUCUUCAACCUGGACCGACAGAAGUCCAAACUGUACGUGGGUGGAGUACCCUCGGAUGCCAAACUUCAGGGCAUCGCCUUCCCAGCUUUUGAGGGCCAGAUCGAAGAGCUCAUGAUCGGAGACACCCCAGUCGGGUUGUGGAAUUUCGUUGACGCUGAAAACUUGACGGGGGCUAGACAGAGAGACAAGCUGAUUUCCUCUCAGUCUGGUUCUCAAGAAUAUCGGUUCAAUGGGCGAGCUCACGUUACCAUGUCUGGCAGAAGAUAUCUUGAACGACAGAAGAACCAAGUGUUGCUGUACUUCAGAACGUACGCCCCAGACGGCCUGAUCUACCUGGUCGGAGAAGGCGCAUCCUUCUUCUCUAUACAGAUGCAAGAUGGCAGAGUGUAUCUUCAGGUAUCUCUCGGCAACCCAGAAGACCUGGUCAUCAUCGGUACAACGAAGACAUACAACGACGGGAAAUGGCAUAAACUGGAUGCAGGUCGAUACCUCACUAAGUGCGUCCUCAAAGUUGACAGCGAAACCCUCAAGAUGGACUCGAAUUCCCCCACGCCGGAAAUCCCAGAGAUCGAUACUAUGAACUUUGGCGGGAACAACAAGGGAAUCAUACAAGUGACCAAUAAAGGAUUUGACGGAUGUCUUAGAGAUAUCAUCAUUGAAGGUACAAACCUGGACUUCACUGAAACUAAAGAGGCAAUCGGCGUGGCUAAUGGAUGUCAAUUUGCAUCUCUGGUGGCGCUGUCUGGAGACAACAGCUACCUGCGCUACGUGGACAUCACAACAGAGAACCUGCAGCUCACACUUAAGUUCAAGACGUCGCAACCAGACGGGUUGCUGUUUGUCUACGUCAGCCGCACGCAGACUGCCGCCACGCCUGACAGUGUCUCAUUAUCACUGGUUAAAGGCAAAUUAGUACUGAUGAGUCAACGCGAGCAGCUGGACACAGGUCUGAGCACGUACAACGACUCACAGUGGCACGUGGUAACUGUCACACACAACAACAUGGCGCUCCGGCUUGUAGUCGACGACUUCGACUACUUCAGUACUGACACGGCACCAGACCCGCUCCACAUACUCGACGGGGUAUUGUUCGUGGGCGGGGUACAGCCGGGCUACGUGGUGGGAGGGAAGAUGGGCUCCAAAGCUCCGUUCCAGGGCUGCAUCGCAGACGCCACGCUCAACGGGCGGGUGCUCAACCUGCUCGAGCCGUUCAGCAACCACAGCGUCACGUUCGGACGCUGUGGCAGUACCACCACCACCGGUGGAGUGGCUCCAGAUUCGGCAACAUGGUUGCCACCCAUGCAGCCAGGAGUGCUGCCUACCCCACAAACAGACGAAACAGUUGACUGGCACCAGCCUGAUGUCGAGCAGCCGCCAGUACACAAAGAUGAAGAUAAUGUGCCUCCAAGUAGGGAGACAGUGACAGUGGCGCCGCUGCCGACGACGCGAGCGCCGCAUACGACGCGGGCGCCGCCGGUAUCCACCGCGCGCGCCUUCACCACCACGCAACGCACGCCGCCGCAGCCCGAGUCUGGCUGCGCGCUCGCCUACGACGCGCAGUACGGCGUCGGAAACCCUGAAGAAGGCUACCGAUUCGGUACAAGAAACGACAGCCACAUCAGGUACGCGAAGCUGCCGGGCAGACAGCUGGAGGGCUUCGACCUCACCAUGACCUUCCGAACCUUCGACCAAGACGGAGGGCUCAUAUUCUAUGCGGCCUCCGAUGUCGACCCCAAUCAGUUCCUAGCAGUGUUCAUGAAGGAGGCUCAGUUGAACUUCGCCUUCAACUGCGGCGGAGAGACGGGCUUAGUAGUGUCCGCAGCCACAUACAACGAUGCGGAGUGGCAUACAGUCACUGUGGUGCGGAACAACGGUCAUGGCAAGCUGAGCGUCGACUCAGACCGGGUCGGUGCUGAAACCAGCGUCACGUGCAACGCUCCCGCAGUCCUUACCGCACCUAUAUACUAUGGCGGGCUGAGCAACAUCACUGAGACCAUCAUGCAGCAUUUGAUGGGUUUCUACCAGCCGUUCAAGGGCUGCCUGAAGGGGCUUAUGAUGAACGGGCAGUAUGUGACGGAGAUUCAGAAGCGCGUCAACUCCCUGCGCUGCACCGACAACAUCGAGGAUGGAGUCUACUUCGGACCUUCCAGCAACACGCACAGCAACUAUUUGAAGCUCCAAGAGAACUUCAAAGUGGGCUUCGAGAUCUCUAUUUCGAUGGAGGUGAAGCCGCGUAACUCCACUGGGUUGCUGCUGAGCGUCCACGGCAAGAAGGACUUCAUGAUCCUGGAACUUCUGGAGAACGAAGUGGUCGCUAACGUGGAGAACGGCAGGGGACCCUUCCACGCCAGCUACAAACUCGGCAACAAGUUCUCUCUCUGCGACGGCAAGUGGCAUAAGAUCCAUGCUGUGAAGUCUCGCCAUGUUGUGUCUGUGGGGGUAGAUGGACACUUCUCAGACGCAGGGCUCGGCGUAUCAGGCUCCACUGACACGCGCUCCGCCCUCUACAUCGGAGGAAACGAGCGCCCCAUCUCCAAGGUGCGUGGAGUAAGAUCGAGGCGCGGGUUCACCGGCUGCAUCAGGAACAUUAUCAUCAAAGAAACGCCCGUGAAAAUCCCGCUGACUGCGGCAGGCAGAAACACACACAUCGGCGUUUGCCCCGUCGACUAAACUUAAAAAGAAUCCAAAAAAUAUAUCGCCUCAAAAAUGAGCAAAAAUAAAGUUACUAAAUAUUGUGCCAUAUUUUAUGAACCUAAGAGAACUGUUUGCAAAGAGUAUUAUUUUAUAAGUAAUUGCAAUGUAUGAAAAAUCUUUACCGUUAUAUACCAAUUGUUUUUCACAUGCACUGUCACGUAACAAUAUUUAACGUUUUUAAUGUAGGUAUUUAAUUAAAUUACCAAAUCAAAUAUACCAUACUUAUUUUUGUAAUGCAAUAGUGAAUUUAUUUUGUGAUUUCUCCAGAAUUUUAUGUUUUUGACAGAAAUAAAUAGACUGAAUCAUAA